Messenger RNA from Purpureocillium lilacinum, 16314 nucleotides. Lineage: Eukaryota; Fungi; Ascomycota; Sordariomycetes; Hypocreales; Ophiocordycipitaceae. The record is from RefSeq and is a predicted model, not a curated record.
AUGGAUUUCGGCCCCAACGUCGAGUUCUGUCCAUACCGGACGAACUUGUCACAGGUCCAGUACUCUGACUUUUCUAAUAUCCAGUACUUCCAGCAACCCCCCGACUCCGAUGAGGAGGUCUUGGACGAGGAGGACGAGGACGAGCUCCAAGGUGGCGCCUUGGGUGAGGAUCUAGCUGAGGGCCAGUCACAGCCGGCAGAAGCUCCUACGUUAUCCAAGAAAGACAAGAAGAAGCAGAAGAGGGACAAGAAGAAGGCCAAGGACAAGUCAGCGGAAGCAGGCCAGGAGGAGCAGCGAGCCGACCCCGAGCACGACGACAAGAGCGCUGAAUCGUCACCAAGCGGAAAGAAGAAGAAGAGCAAGAAGGGGAAGAAGGACCAAGAGUCGCCGCCCUCUUCCCCGGAGAAGGGCAAGCAAACAUCUGAGGAACCUGCCGACGACUCCCCUAAGGGCAGCCCAUCGAAGAAGAAGAAGGGCAAGAAGGACAAGAAGAGCGGCAAAGGCAGCACGUCCCCUUCGUCGCCCGAGCCUCAGCCUGAGGCAGAAGCGCCAGCGACUGCGUCAGAGCCAGUCGCCGCUGAGGAGUCGACUGAGGGAAAGACACCAGAGGCGAGCGCGGCAGAGGCUUCUCCAGAGCCAGCUUCUCAAGACGCACCCUCUCCCGCUGAAUCCCCUGAGGCUGUCACUGAGGGCGCACCCCUGCCUGCUGUGUCCCCCGAGGCUGCUACCGAGGACGCACCCAAGACCGGCGAUAACGCCGAGCCCCCAGCCGGUGAUGAUGCUGCUUCCAAAGAGGCAGAGCCUGCCGCAGUAGAGGAAGUUCCUGUGGAGGGGCAGCCAGCAGACGAGGCACGGCCUGCGGAUCCAGAGUCCGCCGAGCCGGAAGCGCCAGCGCCAGCUGAAGAGCCUGCUGUUUCGCCACCUGCCGAGGAGUCAACUCCAGCCGAACCUGAGGCUCCAGUCGAGACAACCCCGAUGGAGACUAAGCCGGAGGAAGCUGAAAAGCCCUCCGAGACGGAGGGAGGAGGCGAAGCUAUUGAGGCACCUGCCCCAGUCGACAUUGUUGAGCCGCCUGCUGCUGCCGAGGAGCAGGAAGAGCCCCCAGCUGCAGCCGAGGAUGAGGCAAAGACGGAGGCGCCCGAGGAGGCCAAGCCUGGAGCACCUGAAGAAGCCGCUGCGGAGCCUCCGGUCGAGCCCACUGUCGAAGCUCCGGUAGAAGCACAGCCAGAACCCUCUGAAGACUCCCCUGCUGCGGCCCCUGAAGGAACAGAAGCCGAGUCUGCAGAAGUAGCCCCGGCUGCAGCAACCAAAGAACCUCCCACUGAGCCUCCGGCCGAGCCUACCGUUGAAGCUUCAACAGAGGCAGAGCCAGAAGCGCCUGAAGACUCUGUCCCUGAGCCCGCUGAACUACCUGAGACCGAAUCGCCAGACACGACCAAAAUUGAAGCGCCUGAAGAAUCCAAAGAAAUUUCAGAAGAGGUCGAGGCUGAAGCUGUCGACAAGUCUGCCACCGAAACCGACGAAAAGACUGCGGAAGAGUUUCCCGAAGAACAGACUGCCCAGGUAGAGGCCCAGGAACAGGACGUUGCCCCAGCACCUACAGAAGAGGCACCAGAGGAUGCGCAGCCACCAUCAGGUGAUUCGCAAACUCCCGAACCUCCUGUCCAAGACGGCCCCGCGGAGGCUAGCGAUCCUCCACAGGCGGACGUGCAUACAGAUGAGGGCGUUGACAUCCCUGCAUCCAGCGACGAGGUCCCCGCCGUCGAAGAUAUACAAGCCUCUCCGGAGGAGCCUGAGAAUGAAGCAGCUGAGACAGAAAAGGCUACGGCCUCGCCUGAUGUCAACACUUCCGAGGCGCCUCAGCCUGCGCCGGCUACAGGGGAGCAAGCCGCGGAGGCUCCAGCCUCUGACAGCCAAGAGCCUACAGAAGAGCCAAAGGUCCGGGAACCAGCAGCUGAUGAGUCUCCCACUGCUGAGGAUGCUACCUCGCCCGAAACAACUGAGACCACUACAACUGAGGCUCCUGCUGCUCCCGAAGCUGCUCCCGAAAAUCCCAAGCAAGACGACACCGAUGCUUCAACCAACGCAACACCAGCACCGGCGGAGGGUGAACAGAGCGAGCCUGCUGUCCAAGAGGCGGCAGCCCCAGUUCAAGAGCCUGCUUCGGAGCCCGGCCACUCGGAGGAUCCGACAAUCAACACUGAGGAGUCAGAUCCCGUGCCUGAGACCACCGACGCCGCCGAGAGCCAAGAACCUGCUCCUUCUUCUGCUCCUGAGGACACUGUCCCGGUGGCACAGGCGGAGAAUGAAGCUGCCCAGGAACCACUACCACCACCGCCAGUUGAAGCAGAAGAUGACCCAAAGCCUGAAGAUGCCCCCACAGACGUCGCAGCAGCCCAAGAGCCUGUGGUUGAGUCAGAAGUCAAUGCACCCGAGGAGCAGACUGCCACAACUGAGGAUGCAGAGCCAGUGGUCGACAAAAAUACUGAAGAAAGCCCAGAGCCAGAAGUCACCACUGCCGAGGUCACAGAGACCGCCGAGGCAGCAAAGAACGAUGCAGAGGAUGGCGAAGCUAUUAAGCAAGUCCACUUUGCGGAGAAAGAAGAGGAAAUUGCAGCACCCCCGUCUGCCACUGCCGGUGAUGACUCCGGCGACGCAAACGAGGAGGCGAGCGAUAGCCAAAGCGCUCCCACAGACGGGGAUGAGGCUGUGACUGAGCCUCCCGCUACCCCUGCCACGGAGUCCGAUGUCGAGAAGGCACCGGAGGACACCGGUCCUGAAUCUGUGGAAGAGACGACUCUUGAGGCAAACGGCUCGGCUUCCGACGAUGGGCCUGCAGCGGACGGAGCUGCUGGACCCACGGAAGCAGAGCCUGCUUCGGAGGCAAAGGCCGAAGAGUCGUCUGAUGUCAAGGAGGGACAAGAGGCACAUCAAGAGACUCCUGCACAGGAACAGGCCACGGUAGAGGAGACCUCUGCGGCGGAAGACACCCCGCAAGAGUCUGCAGAGGUCGACGCUCCCGUCGUAGAGCCCACACAUGACGCUCCCAAGGAAGAGGCCGCUGAGGCUGCCCAAGAGCCGCCGUCGGUUGAGCCCCCAGUUGCCGCUGUGGAGGCUCCAGCCGCAGAUGAACCUGCUGAGAUAUCGAGCGACCCCGUUCCUGAAGCAGAGGAACAGGAUCCGGACCCUACAGUAGGGGACACAACGACCGCCGAAGACGCACAGCCAGAGACGUCAGAGGAGCCUGUGCCGGUUCUUGAGGCGGCUCAGGAGCCCGCAGAUAGCCCUCCAGAGGAAACUCCGGCAGUUGAGGCUGCUCCAGAGGCGGCAGAGGUCAGCGACGUUCCUGAAGCGGCUGAGCCUGCGGACGCGAACGCGGAAGCGGAAGCUGCCAAGCAUGAACUCGACGCCUCGGAACCUGCUGAAGGAGAAGCACCGACGGAAGAUUCCCCUGCCGACGCUACUUCAGACUCCAAGGAACCUGAGGCGGUUGCGGCAGAUGCUGUCCCCAAGGACGAAAUGCCUCCGGCCACUGCAGAGGCAUCGCAGCCUCUCGAAGCUGGCGCAGAGACGACUGAGGAGCAACAGACCGAUGAUGUUGCCGCAGCUCCAGAAGAAGACUCUGCAGAGACCAAGACGGCGGAGGAUGAGACUGUUGCCACCGCUGUUGAGGCGUCUACCACAGAAGUUGCGCCUGAUGAGCCAGAGGUGGAAGAUCAACCCCAAGACCACUCUGCACCAGCCGAGAAUACAGAAGUCACUCCAACUGAUACUGCCGAGGACGGCACUCCGGCUACGCAAGACGACGAGACCCAGAAUGUCGCUCCUGAAGAGGCAGAGCCGGAAAUCGCCGAAAAGGUUCAGGAACAGGAUGCGGCUGCAGAAGCUGAUAAUGAUGAGAAGCCAGACCAAGUCGGUGAAGAUGUGGCACCUCCUGCUCGUGAAGAGCCUGUGGAGCCCGACGCUGCAGAGAAGACGGAUGGCCCUGAUCAUGCAAAUCCUGAGGAAGGGGCCCAAGAGGUCAGCGUCGCAACUCCGGAGGCAGAGCACACCGAGGCAGAGGCAGCUGAGCCUGCGUCAGAAGAACCUCAGUCAGCAGAACCAGUCAAGGCAGACGAAGUGGCUGUAGAAGGCGAAUCUUCCCCGCCAGCUGAGGAGAAUGCGGGCGAGAGCACACCCGUCGACUCUGCUGCGGAGGACGCGAAGCCAGACGCUGCUGAUGAGGUUCCCGCGCCCACUGCCGAAGCGGCGAGCGAGGACCAAGCCCCCGUGGCGGACAGCGACUCUGCUCCUCCGAAGGAACCAGAGGCCGAGCCCGCAGAGACAGUGGCCCCAGAGGCAGCGGCCGACGCCGAGCCAAAGGCAGCCGAGGAGCCAGCUGAAGAGCCGACCGAAGAGCCCGUUCAGAAAGCGCCUCCAGCAGAUGAAGCGAAACCUGCCGCCGCGGACGAGCCGGUUGCUCCUGAUGCAGACGAGGUCAGCGCUCAGGUCGACGGCGAAGACGAGCAGGCGCCCGAGCCAAAGCCUGAGGAGCACCAAGACGAAUCGGCGCCUGCUGUGCCCAACGAAGAGGCUGCUGCCGCCCCUGUCGUUGACGACGCUCCAGCAAAUGAAGAGGCGCCUGUUGCUGAAGAAGGCAAGCCUGAAGACGAAGCCGCAGCUGCUGAACCCGCGGAGUCCCAGGAGGAGGCGCCAACAACUACCGAAGCUCCCGCCGAGAACGCCGCCGCAGAUGCGGCGGAGACAGCCGUUGCGGCUCCUGAGCCAGAGGCCAAGGAACCCGCCGAGGCCGCAGAGCCCGCAGAGCCCGCAGAGCCCGCCGAAGCUGCAGUGGAAGCCGCUCCUGCCUCGGACGCCGAACCAGCCCCUGCUGAGGUGGAGACUGCUGAGCCAGAUCCUCAGGUUCCCGAGGAAGUUGUCAUUGAAGCUGAAGCUGAGACCUCUGCGCCUGUGGAAGAGACUACGCCAAUCGAGGAGCCUCCCGCGGUCGAAGAGUCCCCAGCAGUCGAAGGGGAGACUCCAGCAGCGGAAGAAGUCCCUGCAGCCGAGGAGGAGACUCCAGCAACUGAAGAGGCCCCAGCGGUCGAGGAGACUCCCGUUGUUGAGGAGGCCACAGCUGUUGACGAGGCUCCAGCAGCCGAGGAGGAGCCUCCGGCAGUUGAGGAAGUCGCUGCAACCGAGGAGGUGACUCCAGCAGUCGAGGAUACUUCCGUUGUUGAGGAGCGCCCAGCAGUUGAGGAUACCCCCAUUGUCGACGAGACUCCUGCUCUUGAGGAGACCACAGCUGUUGAAGAGGCCAUAGCAGUCGAGGAGGAGACUCCCGCAGCGGAAGAAAUCCCAGCCACCGAGGAGACUCCCGCAGCGGAAGAAAUCCCAGCCACCGAGGAGACUCCCGCAGCGGAAGAAAUCCCAGCCACCGAGGAGACACCGGCGGCCGAUGAGGUCCAAGCGGUCGAGGAAACGCCAGCGGUCGAGGAAACGCCAGCGGUCGAGGAAACGCCAGCGGUCGAGGAAACGCCAGCGGUCGACGAAGGUCCAGUGGUUGAAGAUGCCCCAGCAGCGGAGGAGGAGGCUGCCCCAACUGAAGAAACUCCAGCCGCUGGCGAGGGGUCCGUGGAGCCGCAACAGGAAAGCCAAGCCGAAUCUGCCGCGGCUCCCAUUGAAGACGCCCCCAAAGAGCUGGCUGAAGAUGAGCCAGAGCCGAUCGUCGCUGAUGAGCAGCAAGACGCCGAAGCCGGAGCGGUAGCCGCAGUCCCAGAAGCCGAGGAUGCUCAACCGGAGCCGGAGGCCAAGCCGGAAGAUACGACCAAAGAGGCUACCCAAGCCACCGAGGAGGAAGAAAGCAAGGACACCGUCGGGCCUAUCCCAUUGCCCAAGGAGGAGAAGCACGCAACCCGGUCGAAGAAAGGUGAGGAUCCAAGUUCUUUCAAUGAUACCCCUUUGUGUUUUCAGGAGCGGUCUGGAGACUCCACGCUCCAACCGGUCGUGGAUGUCGAGGACAAUGGCGUUUUGGCGUUGGAUUGCAUCGAACACACAGAUACCCCCCAAACUGUUUUGACGGCGGACGAGAUGGUGGCCCCAUCGACCGGAGCAAACCCAGUUGCGCCAAUUCUGGAGUCUGGAGAAGAGCCACUUGCAACUGGCAGCUGCGUCGAGGCAGCGCCCGCCGUUGCAGCCGUGGAGCUUCCUCAAGAAAAGGACAGCGCUCCUGGUGAAGUGGAGUUCGCGCAGGAGCCAGAGUCAGACCAGGCUGUUGCCACGGACAAGGAGCUUUCGACGGCGCCAGCGGAAGUGGAGGUACUGGAAGUGGCAGGCCUUGAUGAGGUACCAGGUAUCGAGUCCAAGGACAUGCCAGCCGUUGAAGAAGGACUUGCGAACAACGAUGAGUUGCAAAACCUCGACGAAACCCCUAAGGACUCUGAACAGGCAGAUCUGAGCGCGCAUGACACAGGCGACUCUCAGCCUGUGUCCCCUGGAGACGCAACGGAGGUGGAGGAGGGAAGUGACGAAGCCAAAGCCAUCGAUUCCGAAAAGGAGCCGAACACUUCUCUUAUCCCAGGUGUCGGUGCUGCAGAUGCGGCAGAAGAUGCCACGACAGAAGGCGAUACGAUUCCCCUUGCUACUGCGUCACCUCUCGACGAGACCACAACUAGUGACGAGGUAGCAAGCGAGGAGACUGCUUCCCCGCACGCGACUCUCGUCGCUGAUGGUGCUGCGGAUGCCAUCAGCGUCGAAACACCUGCUCAGCUUUCCACCGAGGCGGCAGAUGCGGAUGUUCCACGGUCCGAAGAAGCGGACGCCCCCGCGGACUCGGUUGUCGAAACUGCGACUCGGGAUGAGGUUGACGUCGCGCCCCCAGCCGAAGCUGGCGACGAGCCUGUGCAGGAGAUUCACGAGGAGACUCAGGUUGAGUCCGUCACAGAGCCAUUGUCGGAUCUUUCAGCCGAUACCGCUAUUGAGACCUCAUCAGUCGAGGUGGCCGAGGACAGUCAUGACUCAACGACGGCAACUACGUCUCUUGCGGUUGUAACCUCUGGGGAGGUUGCCGUGAAUGACCUCGAGGCCUCUGCCGAAACAAAAGUCGAACGUGCAAUCGAGCUUGCAAUCGAGCCUGCAACCGAACCAGAAAUCGAACCCACAACCGAACCUGCCGUGGAAACAGCAGUCGAACCCGCAGUAGACUCUGCUAUUGAGCUUCCUGCCGAGCCCCCAGUCGAACCCGCAGUAGACUCUGCUGUUGAGCUUCCUGCCGAGCCCCCAGUCGAACCUGCUGCCGAACCUACUGUUGAGGCCGCCAUUGAGCCCGCUGUCGAGCCCACCAUGAAGGCUGCAGUCGACCCUGCAGUCGACUCUUCACUGGAGCCCGACGUUGAAACUCCUGUUGCACACGCAGUCGAGCCUGCUGCUGUGACAGCAGUCGAAGCCGCAGUCGACCCUACUAGCGAGCUUGCCGUCGAGUCCUCAGUCGAUGGUGCCGAGCCCUCAGUCAAUCCUGCUACCGAGCUUGCUGUUGAAACCGCUGUUGAGCCCAUUCCCGAACCCACCGUCAAGCCUGAAGUCGAAGCUGCCGUCGAGUCUUCCUCGGCUGAGCCUGCUCCUGAGCCUGUCGCUGAGCCUGCUGUCGAAACGGCAGUAGAGCCCGCCGUCGACCACGCUAUCGAGCCGUCCGUCGAUGCCGUCAAUGAUCCCGGCGUUGAACUGGCAGCCGAUUCCACGUUCGAGCCUUCUGUUGAGCCUGCUGCCGAGCCGGCUGUUGAAAGCGCAGUCGAGUCUGCGGCUGAGUCCAUCAUCGAAUCUCCUGUCGAUCCUGGUGCCGAAACUGUCGUUGAAGCUGCUGUCGAGCCUGCAGCCGAGCUCGCAGAGAAGCCUGCAGCCGUGUCUGUUAUAGAGUCUGCUAUCGAGCCUGCCGUCGAGGUUGCCGCUGAAAGCGCUGUCGAAACUGCUACUGCUAGUGCUGCCGAACCCGAAACUGAGCCUGCAGUCGACCCUUGUGCCGAGUCUGCCAUCGAGCCUGUUAUCGAGCUUAAAACAGACUCUGCCGUCGAGCCUGCCGUCGAGUCUGCCGUCGAGUCUGCUGCCGAUCCUGUAGCGGACUCUACCAUUGAGCCCCCAGUGGAGUCUGCUGUCGAGCCUAUGGGUGAACAUGCUGUCGAAGCUGCUGUUGAGAGUGCUGCCGAACCUGCAACCGAGCAUGCUGUUGAGGCCGCCGUCGAGCCUGCUGCCGAGCAUGCCAUCGAGCCUGCUGCCGAGCCUACAUUGGAAUCUACCGUAGUGCCUCAAGAUGGGUCUGCUAUCGAGCCCGCCAUCGAGCCUAUUGUAGACUCAACUGUCGAGUCCGCUGUCGAGCCUCCUGUCACGCCUGCUGUCGAACCUGCCAUCGAGCCCGCUGUCGAGCUUGCUGUUGCGCCUACUAUCGAGCCUAUAGAGGACUCUGCCGCCGAACCUCAAGCCAGGUCUACCGUUGAGCCUGCUAUCGAGCCCUCAGCGGAAAGUGGUAUCGUAGCUGCCAUUGACAGUGCCGUCGAACCCGCAACUGAGCCUGUUAUUGAGGCCGCUGCCGAGCCAAUUGUUGAGCAGGUCGACCAGCCACUGAUUGAAAACUCUACCGAAAUCAUUGAGCCACCUUUUUCAGAAGCACCUGUUGAGAGACCUGCGGAGACACUUGCUGCGCCAAACGACUUGCUCACCGUCGACGGACUUGCAGUGGACCUCUGCACCAGAGAGGCUACAGAAGAUGCCGAACCAGAGACUUCAUCCAUCGUUGAAGUUGCUGCUGAGGCACUUGGUGAUGAUGCACAGGCUGAAUCUAUUCUUGUGGAUCCGUCUUCCGAGGACGCUGCUCAACCUGUGGUCGACGAUGCGACCGACAGCACUCCUUCGGCCCCUGCUGAUACUCAAGACGGAGAGGUGCCCUCUGAAGUCCCUGUCGAGCCGCCCGCCGAAGGCGCCACUGAUACCGAUACUGUACCCGUGGAUACUGUGGCCGACGAUGCUGCGGAAGAGGAUGCCACCGACCGGCCGGAGAUCAUCACAGCCGUCGAGAUCCCUGUUGAGGCCCCUGUCGAGAGUCUAAUCGAAGCUUCUCCUGAAACUGGUGCUGAAAUCUCCGCCGAAGCUCCCAUGGAAGACCCCGUCACAUCUACUGUCGAGCCUCCGACUCAAAUCUCGGUCGAGGCUGAUGUAGAAGCUCCAGUUGAGGCUGCUGCCGCAGCUCCAGUUGAGGGUGUCGUCGAAUCUCCAGUCGAGGCUGCUGUCGAAGUUCCAGUCGAGGCUGUCAUCGAGCCUAUUGCCGAAGCCCCAGUCGAGGCUGUCGAAGCCCCAGUCGAGGCUGUCGAAGCUCCAGUCGAGGCUAUCGUCGAAGCUCCAGUUGAGGCUGCUGCCGAAGCUCCUAUCGAGGCGCCAGUCGAGGCUGCUGCCGAAGCCCCAGUCGAGGCUGUUGCCGAAUUUCCAGUCGAGGCUAUCAUCGCCCCCGUCGAGGCUCCAGUCGAGGCUAUUGCUGAAGCUCCAGUCGAGGCUGCUAUCGAAGUUCCUGUCGAGGCUCCAGUCGAGGCUGUCGUCGAAGCUCCUGUCGAGGCUCCAGUAAAGGCUGUUGCUGAAGCUCCAGUCGAGCCUGCUAUCGAAGUUCCAGUCGAGGCUGUUGUCAAAGCUCCGGUCGAGGCUGAUGUUGAAGGCCCGGCCGAGAGUACGGUCGAAAAUGUUAUGGCGGACCCGGUCGACACGCCCCUUGCAGCAGCAGGUGAUGUUUUAGUCGAGCCCCAAACCGAGUCUACUACUGCGGCCCCCGCUGAGGUUCUCGAUGAGGCUCCGUUUGAAGCUGCUGUCGAGACUGCUACGGAUGUUGCUGAAGCUGCUAUUGGAUCUACAGCGGAAACUUCAGUAGAACCACACGACGAGGUUUCCGCCGAGGAUCCCAAGGAAGUUCUCGUUGAAGAUCAUGCCGAUGCCGCUACUGAAGGCCCCAUUGAGGCUCCCGUUGAUGCUCAUCUUGAGGCUUCAACCGAAAUUCCUAUGGAAACAGCCGCCGAGAUUCCUACAGAGAUCCCUGCAGAAGCUCCUGCCGAAACUCCGGCCGAAGACUCUGUCGAAGGUACGGUCGAGAUACCAGUCGAGGCACCAGUCGAGACACCAAUCGAGGCGCCAGUCGAGGAUCCUGUAGAGGCGAUAGCCGAAGUUCCCGUCGAGGCUGCGGUUGGAGCUUCUGAGGAACCCCCGAAGGCUCCGGUUGAGCCCUCGGCCGAGACUACCGAUGAAUCGCCAGUUGGAGCUCCUAUUGAGACAGAUGCGGUUCCUGAAUCAUAUCAUGUCGUCGAGCCGCCCCACGACGCGCCAGGCGACCUCGGUGCAGCUAGCAACACUCCCACCGAAGAUGCUGUCCAGGAGGCCAUUCCCGUGGAACUUCCCGCUACCUCGAGCGCAGCUGAAGAAGUGCUUGACGAAUCCGCUGCCAAUGACAACCCUGGCUUGGAUGCAGAAGAGCCCGUGCAUGUUCCUGUCGAAGUUGCAGCCAUGGAGACCCUCCAUGAGGUUACUGAAGAAGACGUUGUCGAGGCUCUAGAAGCAAUGGAUGCUUUCGAUGACCAUACUGGCUCUUCUGAGGAACAUCCCGCCGCCGGCCUUGCAACUCCGAGCGAAGACAUGACUGUCGAGUCUCAUCCCGGCAGGCCUGAAUCUGGCAUUGAGGAAAGCGCCAAAACUUCUGGGGACGCAAUCGGAGAUCUCGUCCAGGACGCUGUCGAACCGGUCAUUGCGGGCCCAGCCGAAGAACUUCCAGCUGACGCCACGGUGGAAACGUCCAUCGCCAUCGAUCCCUAUCCAUCGGCGAAUGAGGAGCCUGUGGUCGAUGAUUCUGCGGGCGAUUCGUCCGAGAUUGUCCCAGAAGCCGAUUCCAAAACUGCUGUCGAGGAAGAGAUGGACGGGGUCUCUGAGGCUCACGUUGACAAUGACCAUGCACCUAUCACCGAGCCUGCUGUGGAAGCCAGCCUUGUCGAGUCCUCAACGGUGGAUGGCAACGAAGUGGCUUCUGGGGUCACUUCCGCUGAAGCUGCCCCAGAAACGACAGCCGAAUCACCUGCUUCAGUGAUCGACCCCGAGGAAGCUGCGCCAGCAACGGCUAUUGAUCCUCCUACCGUCGAUGUCGAUGUUGAGGCUCCUGAUGUCGCAAUACCUGUGGAGCUUUCUCCUGAAGCAGCUGCCCAACAGCCUAUUGUUGAGGCUCCUAUUGAGGCUUCCCUCGACAAUCCUGCAGAGCCUGUGCCCGAGCACGCAGCGAACGAUGCGGUUAGCGAGGUGAUUCAGAAUGAUGCAGCCCAGGAACCGAUAGACGCAAGCGAAGAAGCUCCUGGAGAGCACAUGUCUGUCACAAUUGCUUCGGACACCGCAGCCGCUCUCGAACCUCCUGCUGAAGAGCACACAGCGACGAAAACAGUUGAGGACUCGGUUGAGCCUUCCGCUGCGAAGGCUUCAGAAGCAGGUGACCCAAUCGACGAGCCCCUGGAGACAUCCCUCGAAGCGGUUCCUGAAACUGCCACAGAGCCACAUGCAGAACACGACACUCCCGCCACGUUGGUUGAAGGGACUGACCCUGUCGGCGAUAUUGACGUCGCCGUAGAAGUCCCUGACGAGACUCUCAUUGACAAUUCAGAGGAGUCUGUAAGCCGCGAGGGCCCAUCUGAUGCUCUCAUCACGUCUACCACUGGUCUCACCGCAGAGACAGUAGAUGAUGCUGUAGCGCCAGGUUCCAUGACGGAGUGCGCCGAGGCAGUUACUGAGACGGCCCGUGAGCUUCCUGUUGAAGGCCUCGUCGUCGAUGCCGUUCAAUCUUCAGAUGGGCGCGAUCUCGGUCUUGCUCCCGAAGGCCCUGCCGACGCCGCCACUGACGCUUCUCUGGAAGGCAAGCUCAACCUGGUUGCCAAUGAAACUAGUGUCGAUACUCCGACUGAAAACCCUGUUGAAGCUUCAGAGAUUGGGCGGAUGGAAAUGGCUCCCCAAAGCGACGGCCUUAGGGAAGCACUGGUCGAUGAGCCUUGCUCCCAACGUGAUAACGUGGCCCCCCUCCAGGAUAUAACUCAUGAACAGCCUCUGGAGGCUGCCGUCGACGUCUCUGCACCUGCUGAAGUUUCCGAGGUCCCGGAUGAGCCCGCAUCAAUCAGUGCUGCCACUGUCGACGCUGUCGCUGGCGAAAUUGGCACUUAUGACGAGACAGGUGCAGACGCCCCUUCCGAGGGCAGUGAGCCCGCAGCAGAGGCACUUCUGGAAACGUCAGCUGAGGCUCCAGCUGAGGCUCCAGCUGAGGCUCCUGUCGAAACAUCCACGCAAGAUGCUGGGGAGACAAUAAGCGACGCUGCAGUUGAGGUACACGCGCAGGAUGCGGUGGAGAAUUCCACUGCGGCGCCUAUCGAAGCUAUCGCCGAGGCAUCUAUGGAUGUGGCUUACGGAGAGCCUGUUCAAGAUCUCGCCAAAGCCUCUACAGAUGAUCCUGCGCAGCCCCCUGCAGAUGCUCUUCGUGAGGCCAAUCUUGACAGUCUUGAAGCCUCCGGUGACAGGGCCAUCAGGGACUCAACCGAGGCACCGGCUGAGGACACUAUCGUGGUAUCUGAAGAUCACGAUGCAGACACUUCCACUGCGUUAGGUGCUGAGACGAGCGUCGAUGUCACCAUUGAGGCUCCUCUGCCGCAGCCGAUCGGAGAGGCAAGCGAGGUUCUCACUGAGGCUUCCGCUGAUCAAGGGGAUUCUAUCGAGGGUCCUACCAUGGUGCCCGACGUUUCCACCGAUGCUUCCGCGGAGCCAGUAGCUGAGCCCACAGUCGUGGACGUGGAAGAAGUCUCGAACGAGAGCCGAGACCAGACAUCGCAAGAUGCCGUUGACGACGUCAUCGACGAAGAUAAGGCUAUCGGGGAGGUCCAUACGGCUGCUACUGAGGCUCUCGUUGCUACGGUUGGUGAGGAGACUCUUUCCACCGAACCACCAGCAAUUGCUUCCGAGACGACGGCUUCGGGGUUGUCCUCCGAACCCGUCAUCUUGCAUCCUGCUCAUUCGCCCGAGAGUAUUCCCCUCGACACUUCUGCUACUGUCACCGAUGUCCCCAAGACUGGCUCUGAGCCGUCGCUUGAAGCUCCUCCAUCUUGUACGGACAGUAGGGUGGAGACUGUCUUGGAUUCUACAGCAGAUGUUGCGAAAGCCGUUUCUCCUGCGGCUCUGUCCGAUUUUGAUGCUGACAGUGUUGAUGAUGCCUUUGCCACUGCAUCUACCGGAACGGCUGUCGAAAUCUCGGGCCUUGCUGAACCUGAGAGCUUGGAUGAGGUCGAGACUGAUGCCCUCAAGAAGUCAUCAGUGGAAAUGAUAGUUGAGGCUGUGGCUGAGUCUCCUAUUGACCAGUCCAUCGAGUUGUCAGUUGCGAGCUUGGACAAAGGCUCAACGGAGUCUCCUGGCGAAGUUCUCGGCGAACAGCCACAUGAAACGCCAAUCCAAGAGAUCCCAUCAGGCCAGCAAGAUCGCGAUGUUACAGGUGAUACCGCCGAGGCUGCCGGGGCCCCUAUCCAACCUGAGGAGACAACGCAAAAUCUUGAUGGUGUAGUGGCUCCGCCAGCUGGGAGCCUCACGGCCGCUGAGGCGUCUCCUGAUGAAGUGCCAGCUGAGGGCCAAGUCGUGGCCAUCGACGUCGAGCAGCCAGACGAAACCCCUGUGCAAAGUGAUAACGCAGAUUGGGACAAGUCGGACAGCUUACCCGUCAACGUUGCAGCGGCUGCGCAAGUGGACGAACCAGUAGAGGAGCAACCGAUUUCGUUGAGCGUGGAAAACCUGUCGCCCAAUCACCUCGACUCCGCCACGCCGCCAGUAGGUGAGACAGCCGUGGACAUUCUGGAUACUCCGAAAGACGUUGUUGAGCCAGCCGAAGAUCAUGUUGAGUCGGAUCCGGUCCAAGUUGAGACCACUGCCUCAGAACCAGCACGGGACAACGAUGAGCCUGGCUUAGAGACGCCUUCCGGCGAAGCUGAGAUGCCGCUAGAAGAGGCACUAGAAUCAACUCUAGAACCCACCUUGGCUGUCGACAAUGGGGUGUCUACCGACUCGAUUGAAACGGAACCGCUUACCGUGGCCGAUCUCCCCAAGGAGCACGACGUUCUUGAGGGGGCCAUCAACGACACCCCUGCAUCCUUGGAGGAGCAGCCUAUUUCCGCUGAGGCGUCUGGUGAUAAUUCCACUGUGCCCGCUACAACUGGAGAGUCUUCCGAAGAACCCGCCGGAGACACCGGUGGCAAUCAGCAAGAGCCAGAAGAGAAUGUUCUUGGGGAGACGGUCGGAAAGUCUCUCGAAAGCCAAGCAGAGCCAAGCACCCCAGAGCCACCUGAGAAGGACUUACACAGCCAAACGGAAGAGUCCACGGUGAUGCCACAAGUCGAAAGCUUAUCACCACCUACUCUCGUGGUCGCGAGUCUCCCUGAGGAAGUACCAUCUGCUACAGAAACAGCCACAGAGCCUGUAGAAUCCGACCAGCUCGUAUUUGUGGAUGCGCUGGAAAGUCAGGAAGAUGGUACAUUGCCAACAGCAGAAAGCAAAGAUGGCGUUGAUUUGACUCAAUCGCCCAUGAUGGCUGCGCAAGAUCGAGAACAGCCUGAGGAUGCCCGAUCAGGUGACGCGUCAGCUCAUCACCUUGAACUGGGCGUUGGAGCCGCUGCUCUCGCGGCUGCGGCAGGGAUCGCUGUCGGAACUCUCGCUCUCGGCCAGAAAGACAACUCCCCCAAAGACUCGGUCGUGGUAGACCCAGCCGUCGCUUCUGUCACGGCUGAUAAGACUGCCAACAUCGAAUCGCUGCGGGAGGUGCCGUCUCAAGGCUCGCCACUCCCUGACGGCCCUUCAUCGGCAGGGCAGCGUGACGUCCCAGACAAGCCAAACGACAAAGCUGUGGACGUGGUGCAGACAUCUCAAACCACUGCUGUGCACGAUGUUAUCGUCCAUGAUGCAUCUGUUUCUGCACCGUUGGAUGCGCCUAAUGUGUUGGCAGACUUGGAAAGCAAGGCUCAGUUGGGAUCAUUGAGUCCAUUGUCCACUGAAGAUUCCGAGCUUCGAGCGUCAACACCUGCAGUCGUGCUCCCUGACGAAGAGAUGGUCGGCCUCCAGCGUCAGCGGACCUUGCGUCGAAUGCAGAAGCGCGCGGUUCGAGAAGCCGAAGACACAGUUGCGGCAGCUGUUGUGAUAUACGCAACAGCCGAGGCGCUGAGCCCUCCGGAGAGCCCAAGACUUGGGUCGUCCGAAGUCGAAGGUGGCAGCGAAGUGCCGGUAACGGUUCAGCAGGAUGUUUUGGAGCCCCCAGCCACAGAAGCACAGGAUGAUGUCCCUCGUGGAAGAAGGCUGCAUGGACCUGAGACGGAACUGCGGAAAUCUGUUACUGACUUAUUUACAGAGGCCAGAUCUAGGGAGCUCGGUCCCUCGAGCAGUGACCCAGAUAGAGAGCGUCACCGCAAGCACCGACACUCGCAGCACUCGUCGGCCAACUCAAGCAGGAGCCGAGGCGAGGACGGCGACAAGGAAGGUCGUCAACGCUCAUCGCACAGCUCCCGCCGCCGCUCGAACGGGGCUAGAUCCAGUGCAGACAAAACCCCCCCGAGAACUCCACGACGCCAAGACAGUGGUUACUCGGGGGAAAGCUCCGGAAGCUCGGGCAGGCGACGGAGAACAGCCGAGGAGCAAGCCGAUCAUGAGAGGCGAAAGGCGGAGAGGGCGCUCAAGGGGAAAGAGGCCGAGCGACGCCAGACGCCAAGCCGGGACCGCAAAAGCAAGGAGGCAGAAUCUCCUGUGGAUCGCAGCAACAGAUCCUCCCGCCGCCAGAGCUACUCCAGCAACUCACGGUCAGACUCGGCCAGGAUCUCGGCCACCGUGGAGCGAGAACAGUCGAUUGUGCAGCCCGAAAAGCGCUUCUUCGACGUAAAGAACGCUGUGGGCAUCGUGGGACACGGGCCGCCAACGCCACCCAUCAUCCGCGAUACGGUGAUUCCACCUUCGUCGUCCAAGGAGGCAUCUCCACGCGCAGAUGCACCUACGGGCUCAAGCAGCACGCGCAGCAGACGUAGCUCCCGACGACAAUCGACCGACCAGGCGCGUCCCAAGACCCCCAAGUCUCAAGAGGAACAUGCGUCGGAGGAGCAGAAGUCCCCAAAAUCAUCCUCGUCCAAGACCUCGCCCAAGGCCUCGCAGUCUUCCGGUGGUGAGGACGCCGCCCGCCGAGCCAGGCGCAGCGAGCGCAACAAGGCCGCAGACGGCUCCAAGAAGUCGAGCGGCCUCCGUAGUCUCGUCAAGAGACUCUUUACGUCUUCAUAA